GAGGCGGUGCGUGCCUCGCCUGCCAAAGGCAGCUCUGUUCCUCUGCGUGCGAUCCCGGGCGCCCCGCGCGUGGCCACCGCGCUCCGCCCGAGCCGCCGCCGGAGAGCGCCGGCAGCGGGUGCUCCGCGGGUGGCGGCGCAGCCGGGCCUUCGGGAGACCCUCCGCCUCCGGCCGGACGCCGUUCUCUGCCCCGAGGCGGGCCCGGGGUGGCCGCGGCUGUUAGGACAGCGGCGAGGAGGAAGGACGCUCUUCUGCGCCGUGGAUGUUCCGCCAGCGGAAGACGGCAAGUUGUGUGCGCGCCUCGGCCGCCGCCCGCCAGCCGUGGACCAUCGUCCUUACCACAGAGGUUGGAAAGUUGAUGGCCAGGAAGACUGAAGAUCCCUUCUGUUGCUAGACACCCCCCAUUACCGAAGUGUGGACUACCUGCCAUUCCCUGGUGGUUUCACGCCUUCCCUCACUCCUGCAGUCCCAGAACAGUUACUGUGGGUCCCCGUUGCCCUGUUGAAAGAUGGCAUCCAGCCUGACUUGUACCGGGGUGAUCUGGGCUUUGCUCUCCUUUCUUUGUGCUGCCACCUCCUGUGUGGGAUUCUUCAUGCCUUACUGGCUCUGGGGAUCACAGUUGGGCAAGUCUGUGUCCUUCGGUACUUUCCGGAGGUGCUCCUAUCCUGUGCAUGAUGAGAGCCGGCAGAUGAUGGUGAUGGUGGAGGAAUGUGGGCGCUACGCCUCCUUCCAGGGCAUCCCCAGUGCAGAAUGGAGGAUCUGUACCAUCGUGACGGGCCUGGGCUGUGGCCUCCUCCUCCUGGUGGCUCUCACUGCCCUCAUGGGUUGCUGUGUGUCGGAGCUCAUCUCCAGGACGGUGGGAAGAGUGGCUGGAGGAAUUCAGUUUCUGGGGGGCUUGUUGAUCGGUGCGGGCUGUGCCCUCUACCCCUUGGGCUGGGACAGUGAGGAAAUCCGACAGACCUGUGGCUACGUUUCCGGCCAGUUUGACCUGGGUAAGUGUGAGAUCGGCUGGGCCUACUAUUGCACGGGGGCAGGUGCUGCCACCGCCAUGCUGCUGUGCACAUGGCUGGCUUGCUUCUCGGGCAAGAAACAGAAGCAGUACCCCUACUGAGAUGGAGCCACUGAGAGCAAACAGAGGAGAAGAUAGGCCAAAGGGGUCUGGAGAGACUGAACCAUCCAGCUGCUUUCAAAAGGUGGAAUAGCGGUUCUCUAAUCCAUACAGUGCUAAUGAAAUGAAACCCAAUGGAACGGUCAACAUUACGUAAUGGCCAAGGGUUGUGCAAGAUUUGCAAAAGAAAUGGAGAAUAUGGAAAAAGAGAGAAGAAUGGACCAAAGGCUAAAAAUAUUGCAGGGUGUUGGGGGUUUCUAUUCCACAGAGUAUUGUUAAUGUUGAACACAUACACACACCAAACAAACCUAUAUGUGCAAACAAGGGUUUUGGAUUUUUUUAAAAGAUGAGGACUAUGAAAAUUAAAAGGGCUAGUAGAAACAGUAUUAUGUUGGGAAGCAGGGUAACGCGCAGAUGUUCCCUGUAGGUCAUGGCGCUUCUGAAAGCACAUACAGACAUAUGCGCAUCCACACACAUGCCCACGCACAAACAUAGACUUUGUUACACAGAUUGUAUGCAAGGUUUAGCAGUGCAUUACUCCUCUGUUUUCUUUUUAAUGUACACUUAGAAUACAGUAUUAUCACUUUAUAAAGCAUACGUUAAACCUAAUAAAUGGACCAAUAAGCCACUCUAUCAGUAUUUUGUAUAUCCUGCAUAAACUCUUUAUGCCCUCAACAUGUGUUCAGUGUUUAUGCAGACAUUUAGAGUUAAGCCUUUGUAUUUCAAUAUUAUUCAAAAUAUGGAAGAUUUCUUUAUCUGAGUAGCUUCUGCUAUGAUAUUCUUAUGAAGUAAAGAGGCAACUUCCUGUCCACUGUAGGAGAGAAUUCAGUUGAAGGAGUGAGAGUAAUGAGAGACAUUAUCCAUUCAUUAGAUCUUGUUUUCUUUUGUUCAUUAUUGUACUGUGCUGUACCACAUUUAUUUCAAUAUUCAUUUUGUAUAAAAAAAUUUAAAAGUGCUAUUUUGUUUGUAUUUGAAAACCCCUGUGAAUAAAUUCUCUUUGAUCAAUA
Messenger RNA from Neomonachus schauinslandi (Hawaiian monk seal), 2115 nucleotides. RefSeq names its product LHFPL tetraspan subfamily member 6 (gene LHFPL6). The record is from RefSeq and is a predicted model, not a curated record. The transcript is spliced from 4 exons. Gene Ontology annotation, cellular component: membrane. NCBI's taxonomy places the organism in Eukaryota, Metazoa, Chordata, Mammalia, Carnivora, Phocidae. The coding region runs from base 509 to 1111 and encodes 200 amino acids.